Magnolia sinica is the source of this 997-nucleotide messenger RNA. RefSeq names its product protein VACUOLELESS GAMETOPHYTES. NCBI's taxonomy places the organism in Eukaryota, Viridiplantae, Streptophyta, Magnoliopsida, Magnoliales, Magnoliaceae. The record is from RefSeq and is a predicted model, not a curated record. The transcript has 2 exons. The coding region runs from base 32 to 820 and encodes 262 amino acids.
GCAAAAGACAUUAAUAAACGUUUGGGAAACCAUGGCCAAUCCAGGGUUGAAGAAAUCAAAAUCAUUCGUCUCAAAGAAAUCUCCCUCUGUAAAAAUAAUAUCCUCGCCAAAUCCAAAUGAAGGAGAUGAGAUUGUCCAUUUCAGUCACCCACAACACCCCCUAGCGCAAGUUCACUUGCCCUUCGUCUUCACGUGCAUGGGUUGCAAGGAAUACGGCGCGGGAACGAGGUUCCAAUGCCUAACAUGCAACUUUAAUCUACACGACUUUUGCGCCUUUUCCCCUCCAUCCAUACAAAGUCACCCUCUUCACAGCCAACACCAGCUUAUUUUCUAUGCCAAACCCAGUGGGUUUCUGCGGUCGAAAUGUGAAACGUGCAGCAAGGCCACUAAAGGAUUUGCGUUCCGGUGCAUCACAUGUAAUGUUGAGAUGCACCCCUGUUGCACCAUGCUCUAUCCCCAAAUGGAUUUCCCUGCGCAUCCACACACCAUGAUUCUCUUACCUGCAUCGGCAAUCCCAAGUGGCGAUUCUAGUUUCUUUUGUGGCGAGUGCCAGAGGAAGCGAUCAGGGCGAGUCUAUUAUUGCGCCAUUUGCAACUACUAUAUUCAUGCUGUUUGCGCCAAAGACAUGGUCAAUGGGCUCUAUGUGCAUGGGUUAAAGGCUCCAAAAAGUCCCAGCAUGCUAGAGGCCGCAACCCGGAUUGCAACUCAUGCUGUUAGGGAAUUUUUAGAUGGGCUGAUUGAGGGGAUUGGAGAAAGUGUUGGAGGAGCUAUAAUUGAUAAUUUUGAUAGGGAUAAGGGUGGGGAAACAAAAUCUAAAUAAGAAAAUGUUGGAGGUGUUUGUUUAUAAGAUUUGUGUGUGAGUGUCUUGUGAUCUUUGGAAGAUAUGUUGUGUGGUCAUAUUGGUGUUUAUAGGUUCAUGGGAUUGGUUAUUAUAACCUCAACAUUAUGAUGUUGUGUUACGUUACCAAGAGAAAUGCUAAGAUGUAAAACUUGUGAU